CAGUUGUAACCUUCGGUUACCUAAUGACUAGGUGCUACUAGAGCAUCACCAUGGCCUAAUCGGUGCAGCUUCCAGAUGCGCGCUACGGAAUUGCUAUCAUCCGCAUUCGGCGGUGAUCGGAAUCUCGGUCGCGUCUCCCGUCGGUAGCCCUCUACGGUGAUUCGCGUUGUAUCCUAAGAGCGGAAUAUCAAGAUGGGAACUCCCUGGCGAUUGCUGGCGAUCCUUUUCGUCGUCCUCGUCGUCGCGUCGCCAAACUUCGCUAUCGCGAAGAACGCCAAGGACUCGACAGACAAAGGUUCAGACAAAGGCUCGUCCGAGGAGAAUCUAUCCGCGUUAGAAGACAGGAUCUUGGAGGCGGAACUUACUCAAGGAGAUAUUCUCAAGCAAGGUCCGUGCGAGGACGAGGCGGGGCGGUUCUGUGCGGACGAGGAGGUGGGCAACCGCACCCUGGAGCGCUGCCUCAGCAUGCAGUACACGCUGCUGCAACUCGCCUCAACGCCUGAAGCCAACAUCACGGACAACAACUUCUCUGAGAAGUGUCUGGACGACAUCCGCAACUUCAAAAUACAAGUCUACAAGAACAUCUCCAUCGACAAGGAGUGGAUGGAGGACUGCAAGGAGGACGUGGCGACCUUGUGCGAUGACAAGUUCCUCUACCCCGGCGUCGGCAGUGUGCUCGCUUGCCUGCGGGAGGCGAAAGCCGGUGAGCGUCUGUCGGACCUGUGCCGGAACCGCGUGUUUGAGGCGCAGAGGGACGCCGCGGCAGACAUGGCAUUCGACCCGCAGCUCAACCAGACCUGCGCUGCCGAUGCCCAGCGGCUGUGCAAAGGGGUUCCCGCAGGGGAGGGGCGCGUGCAGGACUGCUUGCGUCAGCAGCGCACGAGCCUGAGCUGGGACUGCAUGUCGGAGCUGUUUCGACAAGAGGUGGAGGGGUCAGGGGACAUCCGCCUCAACGUGCGCCUCUUCAAAGCCUGCCUGGAGGACAAGAGGCGAUUCUGCCCCGACGUGCCACCUGGUGAUGCGCGAGUGAAGGACUGCCUGGAGGAGCACCGGCUGGAGGCAGAGUUCUCCAAGGGAUGCAAGGUGGAGUUUGAGAAGAUGAUGGAGCGGCGGGCAACAGACUUCAGGCUGGACUUUAAUCUGCAGAAGUACUGCCAUAAGGACAUCACGGAGACGUGCUACCAGGAUGCAUCCGACAUGUCAGGAGCGGGCGGCAGUUCGGACGCCAAGGUGAUCCAGUGUCUUCAGGACUACAGAGACGAGCUCAAGGACCCGCGCUGCAGACAGCAGGUGCAUCUGCUGACCAAGAGAGCCGCAGAGGACAUUCGCUUCGACCGCGCUCUGGUUGAGGCUUGCAAAGACGACUGGCAGGCGCACUGCCAGGCAGUGCCCAAGGGCCAAGGGAGGGUGUUCAUGUGUCUGCAGGACAACCGGGGGAAGCUCAAGGGGCCCUGCAAGGAGGCGCUCUUCAGAGAGGAGGUCCGUUUCUCAGAGGACAUAGACUUCAAGUUUGGCAUCCGCAAGGCGUGCAGCGAUGAGCUGCAGCGCCUGUGCAAAGACAAGGAAGACGCCAUGGCAUGCCUGCAGGAGCACGUGGGAGAUGCCGACAUGAGCAAGGGGUGCAAAGAGGCGGUAAAGGACGACCAGCAGCACGCCGCAGAGGACUACCGCCUCAACUUCCGCCUCGCUAGAGAGUGCUUCGCUGACGUGCAGAAGCUCUGCAUGCACGCCUGCGACGAGGCAGCUGUUGACCCCCCCUCCUCCUCCACCUCCUCCUCCCCCGCCUCCCUGCCUGUCACGUGUGGCGGUGCCACGCUGCGCUGUCUGACGGGCGCUGCCAGCAACAUCUCAUCUGCCACGUGUCGCGACGAGGUGUUCCACUUCCAGAAGCAGGAGGUCGCUGAUGUGGCGCUGGACGUCCCCCUGCAGGCAGCGUGCAGGGAGGACGUCAAGGAGCGGUGUGGCGGGGAGAGGGACCACAGCAAGGCGCUGGCGUGCUUGAGGCAGAACAGGGACGCGCUCUCAGAGGGGUGCAAGGAGGAGGAGCUGCGGUUCAGUGAGAUGGAGGCGUCUGACAUCCGCCUCACCCCCACGCUCAUGAACGCCUGUGGCUUGGAGCUGCACCAGUUCUGCCGUAAAGUGCCGCCCGCUGCUGGCCAGGCCUUCCGAUGCCUGCAGCUGCAUGUGCAAGAGGCCGGGAUGAGCGUGGCCUGUCGCUCAGAAGUCGAUCUGCAGACCGCCCGGCAGUCCAAGUACUACAAGCUAGACGCAGCGCUGAAGCAGCAGUGCGGGGAGGACGUGGAUCGACUGUGCAAGGUGGUGGACGAGGGACGGGAGGGGCAUGCGCUCGUGCUCAAGUGCCUGGCGGAUUACCACUCGGACCUCUCUGCGAGCUGCCAGACAGAGGUGUCCUAUGCAGUGCGCAUGGCGCUAUGGAUGUACCACCGUGGAUCGGACCUCACCAAGGGCUGCGAUGCAGUCAUCGACUCCCGCUGUGCCAACUACACCAGCAGCAGCAGCAGCGGUGGUGGUGGGCGCAGGGCGAGUGUAUCGGGGGCGGUGGUGGGGCAGUAUGCGCAGUGCCUGAUGGACCAGCCCAAAGAGGCGCUGGGGAACGAGUGCCUGCCGCUGGUGGCGCUGGUGGGGAGGGAGGGGGGGCAUGUGGGUGGGGAGAUCAGCAGCGAGCUCCUGCAAGAGACUCUCAAUAAGAUUGCCAUGCUCCAGCUCUCCCAAGGCAGAUCUUCGGCUUCCCUGCCUCCUGGUUCUGAAGGGCUUGUAUUGACAGGAUGGUUGGCGUUUGUCGCAGUCACUGCGCUAACAGCCCUCCUCUUGGCUGUGGCCUACAUAGUCUACCGCAAGUACUUUGACCCCACUCGCAAUUAUACAGUGAUGGUGAAAGCCGGGGACGUGUGACCUAGGAUUGUAUGGUGAUUUAACGUUUUCAUAACGUUACUAGUUUUUAUAAUCCACGUUGUUUUGGCAUAUAUGUACAGCCUUCCCCUAUUGGUGGCC
Molecule: messenger RNA, 3012 nt
Organism: Closterium sp. NIES-67
Lineage: Eukaryota; Viridiplantae; Streptophyta; Zygnematophyceae; Desmidiales; Closteriaceae
Source: the annotation of a GenBank genome assembly